Nematolebias whitei (Rio pearlfish) is the source of this 666-nucleotide messenger RNA. RefSeq names its product C-type lectin domain family 3, member Bb (gene clec3bb). Lineage: Eukaryota; Metazoa; Chordata; Actinopteri; Cyprinodontiformes; Rivulidae. Bases 1 to 609 code for a protein of 202 amino acids. The record is from RefSeq and is a predicted model, not a curated record. The transcript has 3 exons.
AUGGAGAUCAGAAGAGUUUGUGUCCUGCUGGGCCUCCUGCUGCUCACAGACUUCUCGUUCCAGCAGAACCCACUGAAGAAGAAGCCGCUGAAGAAAGGUAGAAAUGCGACGAAGGACGCUGCGGUGGCAGAUCUGCAGAAACAGAUCCAUGACAUAGUCCAGGAGCUGAACCUGCUGAAGGAACAGCAAGCUCUGCAGACAGUCUGUUUGAAAGGCGUAAAGAUCCACAGCAAGUGUUACCUGGCCGACCCUGUGAAGAAACGGUACCACGCUGCCAGCGAGGACUGCAACGCCCUGGGAGGGGUCCUCGGGGCCCCCACAUCCAGCGCCGAGAACGACCAGCUCAGAGAUUACAUCCGUCAGAGCAUCGGCCCCGACGAGCAGGUCUGGCUGGGCGUCAACGACAUGACGACCGAGGGUGCCUGGACGGACCAGACCGGCUUCAGCAUCACCUACAAAAACUGGGACACGUCCAACCACAGGGCCCCGCAGCCGGACGGGGGCAAGUCCCAGAACUGCGCCGUCCUGUCCGGGGCCUCGCAGGGGACGUGGUUUGACGAGAGCUGCCGUGAAGAGAGGCCCUCGUUCUGUCAGUUUAACAUCGUUUAACACAGAAAACAAAGAACCCAGUCAGACUCCUCCUGCCCAACGACCCGAAGCUCAAUG